Molecule: messenger RNA, 928 nt
Organism: Musa acuminata AAA Group (dessert banana)
Lineage: Eukaryota; Viridiplantae; Streptophyta; Magnoliopsida; Zingiberales; Musaceae
Product: germin-like protein 11-1
Exons: 1
Coding region: 82-807 (241 amino acids)
Cellular component (GO): cell wall
Molecular function (GO): manganese ion binding
Source: RefSeq, a predicted model, not a curated record
CAUUCUCUACUUAAGAAACAAUCCGAAACGGUACUGCAGUGAACUCCAAGGUACGUCCGUCCUCAUGCUUCGCCUUGCUAUAUGUGUAUGUUGCCUAAGCUCAAAUCCCUACCCCAUCGAUCGGGUGGAAGAGGCCAGAUGGAGAAGCUCUCUGAUUCCGGACUCGCCGCCUCCCUCCUCCUCCUCCUCGCCUUUCUCUGUUCCUUGACGCCUUCCGCUGCAGACGAUAGCCCGCUUCAAGAUCUGUGUCCCGCGGCGCCGCAAGGAGAAGCAAAGCUCUUCAUGAAUGGCUUCCUCUGCAAGAGCCCCAGCAGCGUCAUGGCCUCCGACUUCAAGACCUCGCGGCUCAACCACGCGGGCGACACCGACAACUUCCUCCGGUCGUCCAUGAACGUGGUGACGGCCGCCGACUUCCCCGGCCUCAACACGCAGGGCCUCUCCAUGGCCCGCACCGACCUGGCCAUGGACGGCAUGGUCCUGCCCCACUCCCACCCCCGGGCGUCCGAGAUGAUGUUCGUCUCCCACGGCACGGUGGUGGCAGGGUUCGUGGACAGCGGGAACCGUCUGUUCCAGCGGACGCUGCGGGACGGCGACGUGUUCGUGUUCCCCCGCGGCCUGCUCCACUUCUGCGUGAACGCCGGGUAUGGGCUGGCGACCACCUUCUCGGUGCUCAACAGCCAGAACCCGGGCGUGAUGAGCAUCGCGGGCGCCAUGUUCGCGCCCGGAUCCGACGUGAUGGAGAAGCUCGUGUCGAGGAUCUUAAGCUUCAAAGCUGGGAACGCCACAGCCACCGUGAGCUCUGUUUGAUAGUGAUGAUGACGUUGUAUUUAUUAUCAUCUCAUGUUGAGGAUGAUAAAUGGAUGAUCUUUUUCUUACCAACACACAAUCAAUAUGCAAAUUGAAUUGGGCUGAUUGCAGAUUUACGUUC